GCGCGAAUUGACUCGGGUCAAGCAUGACAUGUCGACAGCCAACUGACAUUGAAGGUAGGUAAAAUUUUGAUACCCCUAGGUUUCCGACAUCUUCACGUACGGCUGGAGUCGAUGGCGAAGAAGAUGGCGGAAAUUUUUGACGCCCGAGCUUAUCAGCCGCUGAAAAUUUUGGACAACACGUAGUGUCCACACAUUCGGCACACCCUUAAGAGAGGAGCUUGAGGAACUCUUGACUUCACCACCAUGGCUCUCUCACCCUUAAUUAUCCUGUUCUUGUUACAUAUUCCGUUUCUUUGCGCCUCACUGCCAAACCUCAAUGACACCAGCAUCUCUGCACUCGAUGUUAGCGAGUCCCCAUCCACCGGUAAUACCAGAUCCUUGUGGGACAUCAUCUGGAGUUGCACUGCAACUCUGUUUGCUUGCACAUGGACUGCAAUACACCCAAACAUCCCGGGUAUGGAGGAGGGGAUAGUCACCGUUUGGUCUCGUCGCCUAGGCAUCAUGAUCGUGGCGCUCAUCGCCCCCGAACUCAUAAUCACCUGGGCCACAUUGCAGUUUCUAAGUGCUCGUGGCAUUGCAAAGGACUUCAAUGAUGCCUUUUGUGCACGACUUCGCCAGACCCGCGGUAGUGGCCAUUCAGAUAUAAGACAGAGCAUGGCCACCGCAUUGCUUGGAAUACCAACAUCAGAUGAAAGGAACAGACAGCGUCCGAGCGCUCCGCAUGCUGCAGAUCGCAAUUUUAGAGAGUGGACAGUGACGCAUGGAUUUUUCGCAUGGAUGGGCGGAUUCAUGCUCUAUGUCAAUGACGAGCCGCAAGCCACUCUUCGACCUGACGAAAUUUUGUCCUUUGUCCGUAAUAGAUCAGUGGACGUACCCGCCAUCGUGGAGGCAGAUAUAGAAGAUCGAAGCAAGGGCGAUGCACUAUCCAAAGGCAUCGCGGUUCUUCAGCUGGCGUGGUUCGUUCUCCAGCUUGUUGCCCGUCUUGCCCAGAAUCUUCCGAUGACACUACUUGAAAUCGACACCCUGGCUGUAGCUGCCUUGUUCAGCAUUGCCUAUGGCUUUUGGUGGAAGAAGCCUAAGGAUGUAGGGCGUCCUUAUGCUGUUCAUUGGAAAGCAACAUCUCCGCCAGGAAGAUUAGCCUACAGCCAAGCAAGUGAAUUUUUGUCCGACAAAAGCUGGUUUGUGUAUCUUGUUCCUUUCUUGAAGCCCUUGAUUGGUUUUAUGGGCAUUAUGGUGAUCAUUUCUCCCCAUGCCGUCCGAGAACAUCGGGUUCCGUCUUUAGGUGGCUAUAAUGAUCAUCUUAAUGGGAGUGAUAAUCAUGUCAUUACACUUUUCAUUGGUUGUGUCAGUGGGAUGGUGUUUGGAGUGAUACAUUGUCUAGGUUGGAAUGUUUUGUUUCAGGGGCAUGUAGAGCAGAUACUAUGGCGUGCGGCUUCCCUUGCUAUAAUAUCCACGCCGGCAUCUAUUCUUCUGCUGUUUUGCUAUGUCAUUUGGGGAACGAGGUGGACUUCGCUGGGUAGAAGCGUAGCUAUCGCUCUAGCCGCUAGCUUUUUCAUAUAUAUUGUUGCACGCGUUACACUAGUCGUACUCUUAUUGAUGAGCUUACGAUCGCUGCCUCCUGGCGUAUACGAUGCAGUAGCUUGGACCAAGUUUUUUCCACACUUCUAGUUUCCUUUUACUUACAUUGCG
Molecule: messenger RNA, 1689 nt
Organism: Suillus clintonianus
Lineage: Eukaryota; Fungi; Basidiomycota; Agaricomycetes; Boletales; Suillaceae
Exons: 3
Coding region: 244-1668 (474 amino acids)
Source: RefSeq, a predicted model, not a curated record